This is a messenger RNA of Oryza brachyantha (malo sina), 1215 nucleotides long. RefSeq names its product formin-like protein 3. Lineage: Eukaryota; Viridiplantae; Streptophyta; Magnoliopsida; Poales; Poaceae. Gene Ontology annotation, molecular function: ubiquitin protein ligase activity. The record is from RefSeq and is a predicted model, not a curated record. Gene Ontology annotation, cellular component: cytoplasm. Gene Ontology annotation, biological process: protein ubiquitination. The transcript has a single exon. Bases 1 to 1215 code for a protein of 404 amino acids.
AUGUCCACCUCCGCCGACGGCUUGGCCGGCCGACCGCCGCCGCGGCAACCCUCGUCGCCGUCUUCCUCGGCCACGGCGCUGCCACCGCCAUCCCGGGACUCAAUAGCGACAUGGGACUACUUCUUUGGCCCCAGCGCGCCGUUGCCACCGCUCCAGCUGCCACCACUCUCCCGCGUAUCCUCCUCGUCAUCGUCGUCGUCGUCCUACUUCUCCUCCGAGAUACUGCCGCCGCCGCCGCCGCCGCCUCACCCUCCGCCACCUCUGAUACUUCGGCCACUCCGGAGCGUACCGUCGCCGCCGUCGUCGUCAUCAUCGGCCUUCUCCGCAGAGCUGCUGCCGCCUCCUCCACCCCCGCCGCUGCUGACGAUUGAGUCACUCCUGCGCGGAGCCUCCCCGUCGUCAUCACCAUCCUUCUCCACAGAGGUACUGAUGCCGCCGCCUCCACCUCCACCCCCGCCACCGCUGAUACUUCCGCCACGGCUACUCCUGCGUGUGCCCUCGCCGCCGUCGUCGUCCUUCUUGACAGAGUUGCUGCCGCCGCCGCCGCCGCCGCCUCCUCCCCUGCCGUUUUCAUUGUCCCCAGAUUCAGCGACAUGGGAAUGGGAUGACUACAUCCAGGACGCGCCGGAGCAGCCGCCAUCGCGCUUGCUACACCGCUCCUUGGGUCACAUCAGCUUCGGCAUCUCCCCUGACACGUCGCCGCCGCUGCCGCCGCACGCCAGUGAGCUACAAACCUCACCACCACGAUCACCACCGGAUUACAUGCCCACGCACGCCUCCUCCGAGGCGUACGGCCGGCGCCGCGGUGAGUCAUCAUCGCAAGCGGCGUCGAGCGGACCCGUCGCGGCGCUGGCCACCGUCACCGUCUCCGACGCCGCGGAGGUCUGCGCCGUCUGCACCGACGCACUCCCGCUCGCGUCGACCGCGUCCGGGCUCCCGUGCGGCCACCUCUACCACUACCACUGCAUCGUGCCGUGGCUGUCGCUGCGCAACUCCUGCCCGGUCUGCCGCCGCGGAAUCCCGAUGUUCCCGGCCGCUGCCGCCUCCACCACCGGAGAGACCGUGCCAUCGCCGCCGCAUGAUUACGAUGAUCCGCAGCCAACGACGGCGACCGAUCGGCGGCGGUCUCUGCCGGGAGCACGCCGGAUCAGAAGAAUCUGUCGCCGGUUGCUCAAUUACAUGGAAUUGAGCCGUUCUCGAUCGGCAGCAAGCUGA